Molecule: messenger RNA, 792 nt
Organism: Aphanomyces astaci
Lineage: Eukaryota; Oomycota; Saprolegniomycetes; Saprolegniales; Verrucalvaceae
Exons: 2
Coding region: 1-792 (263 amino acids)
Biological process (GO): protein processing
Cellular component (GO): plasma membrane
Molecular function (GO): metalloendopeptidase activity
Source: RefSeq, a predicted model, not a curated record
AUGGUCAAAGUCCUGAUCUUCCUCAGCGCGUUGGCCACUGCCGCUACGGCUGGCUCCGUCACGGAACUCCCCGAGUCUGUGUCUCAAGUGAACAUCGACACCAACUUGAAGCUGAACGGCCAACCCGUGGACAAGCGCAAGUUCGACAUGCCUCCCCAAACGGUAAACGCGCGGUACAAGCGUAAUGAGAACCAAAUUGUGUUCCCGGCCGGCAUUUUGCGUGCCCCGUACUUUGAUCUCAAAUACGAUGCAGCCCAGAACUUUGGUGGCAUCGGGGUGGUUAUCGGUCACGAAAUUACCCACGGGUUCGACAACCGCUUCCGUAAUUACGAUGGCGACGGUAACUUCAACCCGUGGUGGUCGAACGCCACCAACAUUACGUUCACGACAAAGACCCAGUGCCUUAGCGACCAGUACGCCAAAUUUGUCGUCAAUAGCGACCUAACUGGCGCUGUGUUGGGCAACAUCAGCGGCCAGCGGUCUUUGGGUGAAGCCAUUGCCGACAACGGGGGGCUCAAGACCAGUUUCCGUGCGUACCACGAGUACUUGAAGAAGUUCCCGUCGCAGUACACGGAAGAAACUGGCGACAAGUUGUUCUACUUGUCGUUCGCCCAAGUCUGGUGCUCCAAGAACACGGAUAGGUAUCUCCUCAGGGAUUUGAGGAGGAAGCACCCGCCCGAUCGGUUCCGCGUGACGGGGGCGUUGCAAAACAACGCUGAGUUUGCCCGUGUGUUUAAAUGUCCCACCAACUCGAACUUGAACCCGUCCAAGAAGUGCUUGUUGUGGGAAUAG